AUGAUUGACUUCACAAUUGCCGCCGUGUCAAUUGUGGCAGUCUUUGCAAUAUACAGCAUUCAAGUUGCCCGAAAGCUUUCUGGUAUUCCUGGACCAUUUGUGGCACGGUUUACAGACUACUGGAAGAUAUAUCAUAUGGUUAAAGGUGACUGGGCUGAGACUAUUUGCUGGUGGCACCAGCGUCAUGGUCCUCUAAUUCGUAUUGGCCCUAAUGCGCUGAGUGUUGGGGAUCCUACCGAGGUACCUCAAAUCUAUCAGACAAAUCCAUUGAAAUUGUUGAAAAAGGGACACAUGUAUAGAGGGCUGACAGCCUGGUAUAAAGGCCGAGAUGUGUCGGGAAUAGAGGGAAUAAUGGAUGAAGGGGAGCACGCAAGUAUUAAGAAAGUUGUUGGACAAUCCUUCUCCUGGGCAUCGGUUCUGGACUAUGAGCAUCUCAUGGAUCGCAGUACGAUGGAGUUCAUGGAUAUUUGCCAAAAGCUUGAGGUUCUCGAUCUGAACAAGUGGAUCUCAUACUAUACAUUUGACACUAUGAAUGGUAUUGCUUUCUCAACCGAUCUGGGCUGCAUGAGACAAGGGACAGAUGUUGGUGGAGUUUUGAAGACAGUUGAAGCCGUUUCUGGGCUUUGGACGUACGUUGCGGCAGCUCCGACACUUUUUAUGUGGGUUGCCCGCGCUUUGAGCUUUUUUAUCGGUCCGAGUGGGCCAUUGGUGGGUCUCUGUCUUGAUCGAAUCAGAUCCCGAACAGAGAAUAUGCAAACAGAGGCAUAUUCGGAAUCGAAGCGUCUGGACUUGCUUGGCGUCUUUUUGGAAGCGCGAAGGUCCAAUCCUUCGAUGAUCAGCCACGAAAAAGUUAUCGGCCUGACACUCACGACCCUUCUUACCGGGUCUGAGACCACGUCAAUCAACCUGGCUUGGACGGUUUUCUUUUUGCUCCAAAACCAAACGUCUCUCGCCCGUCUCCAGGAGGAGAUCAAAACAGCAGAUCUUUCCUACCCUCCGUCUCUGAAAGAUCUAUGCCGGCUUUCGUACCUAAGCGCAGUGAUCAAGGAAGGAACUCGAUGCGCUUCCACAGUUCAGUUAAAUUUGGAGAGAAUUGUCCCACAAGGUGGAAUGAACCUGUGUGACCGUUAUAUCCCCGCCGGAACGACUGUUGGAUGUCAUCAGCGGGUGAUCCAUCUCAACCAGAAUGUCUACGGUUAUGAUGCUGCUAUCUUCCGACCUGAAAGAUGGAUAGAAUCCAGUGAGGAGGUUCAAAGAUCAAUGGACCGUUCUGGGAUGUGGUUUGGAAGUGGAAAGCACAUGUGUCUUGGUCAACACUUUGCUCGAGCUGGGAUGAUGAAGCUGUUGUCGACGAUGCUGAUGAGAUUCAAGGUGAGAUUCAAUGCUGUGAUUCUGUUUCUACUUAUUUAUGAGCUGAUUCAGUAUAGGUUUCCGCCGUCGAUCCCAAAGCCCAGCAAAUCCCUUCCAACAGCACUCUACGAAUCCCAGCAGGCUCUUAUUACAUCAGAGUCAACACGAGGCAAGACUGCAAUCAAGCUGAAGAAGUGA
Molecule: messenger RNA, 1548 nt
Organism: Penicillium macrosclerotiorum
Lineage: Eukaryota; Fungi; Ascomycota; Eurotiomycetes; Eurotiales; Aspergillaceae
Product: Cytochrome P450
Exons: 2
Coding region: 1-1548 (515 amino acids)
Molecular function (GO): iron ion binding; monooxygenase activity; heme binding
Source: RefSeq, a predicted model, not a curated record